Messenger RNA from Chelmon rostratus (copperband butterflyfish), 2782 nucleotides. RefSeq names its product protein O-mannose kinase (gene pomk). Gene Ontology annotation, biological process: protein phosphorylation; carbohydrate phosphorylation; protein O-linked glycosylation. Gene Ontology annotation, molecular function: protein kinase activity; carbohydrate kinase activity; ATP binding. The transcript has 3 exons. The record is from RefSeq and is a predicted model, not a curated record. Lineage: Eukaryota; Metazoa; Chordata; Actinopteri; Chaetodontiformes; Chaetodontidae. Gene Ontology annotation, cellular component: endoplasmic reticulum membrane. Bases 116 to 1177 code for a protein of 353 amino acids.
CUGGUUGCUGGUGGAGCUCAUGCCAAAAUACAGAGCCUAUGCUAUGUAGUACCUGUACUCACAACAGACAGGGUGUUAUCGUGUCUGCGGAACCAUAACACCAUGUGAACCUGUGAUGCGGCAGAUGCAGAGCACCAUGGGUCGGAGCAGCAGCAGUACUAUAUUCCACAGCGUUCCGGUGGUGGUGGUGUGCCUUGCUGCUUUGCUCCUCAGCAAUGCCGUGAUCUACCUGUAUCUGGACUCCAUGUAUCAUGCUGAUCAGCAGCCGGUGUUUUCUCAUACAGGCUGUGCGCCUCGACACUUCAAAAUGGCGACGAUGAAAAACUGCACCCCCUGGCUCCAGUGUUCACAGAUAAAUGCCGAAGUCCGCAAGCUGAAGCUGAUUGGCCAGGGAGCCGUUAAGAAGGUCUAUCUGGCAGAGUGGAGGACUCAGAAGGUGGCUCUGUCCAGACUCUCCUCUCUGGAGUACCUGGAUGAUUUUCUCCAUGGAUUGUCCAUGCUAAAGGUGCUGCAGGGCCCCCUGGUGGUGCAGUUGGUGGGGUUUUGCCUUGAAGACAAUACCAUGGUCACAGAGCACCACCCACUUGGUUCUCUGUUUAACUUGGAAGGUGUUCUUGCACAAAAGCCGCACCAGCAGCACAACACAUGGCAGAUACGGCUGAGACUGGCUGCGGACUACGUCUCCAUCCUUCAUUACCUCCACAACAGCCCGGCCGGGCGGCGGGUAAUGUGCGACUCCAACAGCCUGGAGAAAACUCUCUCUCAGUUUCUGCUGACGAAUGACUUUCAUGUGGUGGUGAACGAUGUGGAUGCUUUGCCUGAGGUGGACCCGUCCAGAGGUUUGCUGGCGAAAUGUGGCCACCGGGAGCUCACCGGAGACUUUGUAGCCCCAGAGCAGCUCUGGCCAUUCAGAGACAAAGGGAAGCCAUUUUCAGAUGAUCUCAUGCCUGAGUAUGAUGAGAGGACAGACAUCUGGAAGAUCCCAGAUGUGACGUGGUUCCUGAUGGGAAGGGUACCUGGAGGGGAUUUAGUCCACUUCCAUCUUUUCCAGAUCCACGAGGAGUGUAAGAAGGAAGACCCCAAGCUCCGCCCUUCAGCUCUGGAUGUUUUGAAGGUGUAUAAAUCAGUUUACAGCAGCAUGGUGCGAGACAAUGCUGGCCUCAGAGACAUGCUGUAGAAUACAUGUCUGAGUCACGUCAAAAGACCAUGAACGUGCAACAAAAACAGCUUGGCGUCUAAGAAAUGACUCUGUGGCGAGUUUACAACAGAUAUGUGACCUCGUGGUUUAAAGCACACAGUUAACACGGGAGGAAAAGAACAAAGGGAUGACUGGAAAUGAAACGUGUAUUAUUUGUUGUGUUGUGUUAGCAGAGACACAUGCCUGUGAGCCCAGCAACACUGACACGUAUGAAUACUGAAUGUGAGCAGAGUUUUGUUUUACUCACUCAUUUACAGUGCAUAUAUGUAUACAUAUACACAUAUACAAGUAUGCAUAUGUAGACAUACAUAUGUAUGUGGAUCCGAGGUUGUACAUGUAUUGACAUUUAAGACAUUUAAAGAGUUGAGGUUAGAUAUGUGGUAAACUUAAUUCUAGAUUUAGGGUGGCAGGUGGAUUUAGUUGCACUGUCCACAUCAGACACUGCUGCCUUUUUUUUCUUUUUUACAGAGGACUACAAAGCAAGAGAAAGCCUUUUCUUUUUUUCUGCUUUUGUCUUCAGCUUUUGACCCACUAAACUAAAUUGGCCUUUGCAGGGCUGAGGGGAGAACAGCUGAAUUCCCAAACGUACCAAAAGUUUUUUCCUUACAAAAGAGGGUCCAAAUAUACAUGAAUACAAUCUAAAUAACUCACCCCCAUGUGCCUCGAUAUUGUACCCUCCCUCUAUGAUUCUUCCCCACGUAGACACUCUUCCCCCUGUCCCCCUUCCCCAGAACGUGAAGGAGAACGUUUCAACUCAAGCCGUUCUCAAUUAGGCCAGGCAAAGUAGAGGGGAGUGGGUUAAUAAUAAUGCUCUCAUACAGACGGGGUAACUUUAAGACAUUUUUAAGUUAUCAAAAUUCAAAUUCUCCACCAAUUAGACAAAAGGUUGCCACAUUAAAGUAAAAUCUGCAGUUGAGCUGCUGAAUGCAUGUGUCAUUUUCUCUAAUUUUAGCCUAAUUUCUCUGAUCCACCAAGGGAGAGACGGAGGACAGCUCUCCUUGCUCUGAAUGUUACUGCGAAUGACCUGAAAGAACAUCAAAAAUAGAUAGCCAGUUUGUGUUAAGUUUGAAACAUCUCCAGAAUAUAAGUAUCAGGCUGGAAGGCAGGUCAGGCUUGAACUGUGACAGUUUAGCCUUUGACCAGUGGUCUUGUAGAGCAAAUGAAACUAAAAGAUAAUAACCCCAUUAGAAAGCCCACAUCGUUGUGUAAUAAAUUUGCCUGUCCAAGCAUUACAUUAACUUUUGUUUGUUUCAUUCCGAUAUUUAUAUUAACUUAUAUGACCUUUGUUUUCUGCUGUUUCUAAAUGCUAAAUUUUGAUUUGUAAUUGCAGUCCAUAUUGAUAUAUUAUUGUAUUAUAUUAAUAGCUUCCCUUUGUUUGUAUCAGCUACAGACCACAGUCUGAAGUAAAUAAAAGUCUGUUUGCCUGUUCUUUAAUUGGGACACACAUAUCUGUACCAUGAAGCAACUGUAACCACCUGAUUGUCAUGACCCGUGCCAUGCACGCCGGGUUUUGUUUAGUGUCUUCUUUGUUCAUGUUCAUUUCUGUGUUCUACUCUGUGUAUUCUUAAUGUCUUAGUCUUUAGU